Talpa occidentalis (Iberian mole) is the source of this 847-nucleotide messenger RNA. RefSeq lists its product as uncharacterized. The transcript is spliced from 6 exons. Lineage: Eukaryota; Metazoa; Chordata; Mammalia; Eulipotyphla; Talpidae. The record is from RefSeq and is a predicted model, not a curated record. Bases 1 to 777 code for a protein of 258 amino acids.
AUGUAUGACUACAGGGUAAACAGGGAUGCGCAAGCUUUUGUGCCACUGGCCUUUGUGGCUAUCAUCUGCUGCCUUGAAUGUAGGAGGCGCUUGGGCGCAUGGGCUGGAGUACGCAUGCCCAAUGGUGGACACCUGGAGUGUGGUGUGGGCAUGCAGGUUCGCGAGCAGCUGAGGACCUUGCAGCAGAGCGCCGUGGAGAGCCCCAGAGAGCCCCAACAUUCGCUGAGAAGACUAAGAGGCCUGCCAGCCGCCUAUCCCCCAAGUCCCCCUGCCUGCCCUGCACCUGGUUACCUCUACAAACGGUGUAGAAAGAUUAAAAGCCUGAAGAACCCACUGAGGGCGCCAAGACCCUCCUUCACCGGCUCUGCCCUGCUGCCUGCCUGUACUAGGAGUGGGUUAGAUCUGCAGGAUGAUUUGAUGCAGACAGCUCUGCAAAUGGACAAAGCUGGAGGCGCCAUGGCAGCACAGGUGACCAGAGUCAGGAUCUUCGAGAAGAGCUGGAGAUGCAUCAGGAGCACAGGAGCCAGGAAGAGAAGAUGCAACAAAAAGCUGAUGCCGAGGCCGGAAAGUCCUGAGUGGAUGUUAAGCAGCCGAUGGAUGUUACAGAAGGCAGAUGCAGUGAUACCGAGACUUCAGUGGUGCGAGCGCCAUGGUGACUACAUUUCGGGGGGUGUCCUAUACUCCCCAAGCACUGGCAAGCAUGGAAACCAAUGGUCUUCUCACCCUUGCCUGAAAAAGCCAUGUCCAUUGUUCUGUCUUCACAUCAUUCUUAAUUGAUCCCACCACCACCCUAUCCAGAAUGAAGAAACUGAUGCAUGUUGUAAAGACCAUUCCAGGUUUUAAAAUU